Molecule: messenger RNA, 2006 nt
Organism: Vollenhovia emeryi
Lineage: Eukaryota; Metazoa; Arthropoda; Insecta; Hymenoptera; Formicidae
Product: ras-related protein Rab-28-like
Exons: 4
Coding region: 383-1102 (239 amino acids)
Cellular component (GO): endosome; Golgi apparatus
Molecular function (GO): GTP binding; GTPase activity
Source: RefSeq, a predicted model, not a curated record
CGCAUUGUCAUUGUCCUGAAACGUAACGCCAUAACGUUGCGUCAACAUCAUCGUCGUCGUCGUCAAGGUACUCCUUUUACGCGCCCAGAACCGCUGCUAAGCCGCGAGGUACGCACGUUGGCGGUGGCGCGCUUCUGUUAUCGAUUAUUCGCUAAUUUAUUCAUGCCCGCGAGUAGAUGACGACGACGACGACGCCGUGCUGGCCACCACUGCCGGUCGAUUCGGACCUCGGCGCGUUCGCCACAACACGCGAGCUACCACAUUCCAUGCCGCGGCAUCAUAGUCGGCCGAGGACCGUCCCGACGGUCGAGUCAUGCCGCUCGCAUGAUCGCCACCGAGGACCGCCGUCGAUUCGUCCCGCGCCUUCGCCGCGUCCUCCCCGAUGUCGAACGUCGACGAGGAGUCGGCCGAGAAGCGGCUGAAAAUCGUGCUCGUCGGUGACUCCGGCGCCGGGAAAACCAGCAUCGUCCAGAAGUUUUGCAACAACGAUUUCACCAGGCAGUACGUGCCUACCGCGGGCAUCGACUUCUUCCUCAAGAACAUCAGCGUCGGCUGCUACAAAAAUGUCAAUUUGCAUCUGUGGGACGUCGGCGGGCUUGCCCUGCACGGCAACAUGUUGGACAAGUACAUUUUCGGAGCGCACAUCAUCCUUCUGGUGUACGACGUAACGAACAGCUCGAGUUUCGACAUUUUGGAGGAGUGGCUCAGUAAAAUCAAGAGUUUCAUCGACGCUUACGACGAAAUGCCUCUAAUAGCGGUAGUAGGUAAUAAAUGUGACAUGGAACACCAAAGGACAGUCAAGAGAGACAGGUCGCAUCGAUUCGCCGCGGAAAACGGACUUGCUUAUCACGACAUGUCCGCGAGAACUGGAGAAUCGGUAUCUUUAUGCGUAGCGGGCUUGGCGGCGCAAAUCUUGGGUGUCCGAUUAACAAGAACGGAUCAAGACUUUCACAAGCCCAUCAUUAUCGCUGAAAUUGGGGACUCGGUGGACGUGAAUUCGAUACAAAAAGUCGUAAAAAGGUUUCCCAAUAAGAAGCAGCAUCCGAUUGCAUUUCAUCCCCGCUUCCCCGCCUCGAAAUCCGCAGUAUGCGUACUGCAAUAGUGAUCAUCGGACACUUCUGUUGUUAGAAAGAAAACUUUUCUACGUAAAUUGAACGAAAUAUACACAUUAAUUCUGUCAGAUUCAUCAAAAAUUAUGAAAUUACAGCCGUGAUAAAUAAUAAAUACCGCGUUUCAUACAUGACGUUAGACAAUAUCUCUGCACAUUUGUAUGUUACAUAAGUUUCAUUCAUUUGAGUGCGCACGUAUCCAUCACGGCGAACACGCAAGGUUGAGAAUGUAUUUUUUACGACUGGGUCUUGCGCGUGAAUGUACCGAGUCGCAUCACAUAAAAAAAUUACAUGUGUAGACGAAAAUAAAACAUUUACGUAGCGCGGGGCCAAUGGAUAGACACGUGACCACAGAAUCUACCGUAGAUUGAAAAACAGAUUUAUUAAUCUCAUUAGUUGUGAUAAUAGUUACACGCGCAAUAUAUUAUUUAUAUAACAACAUUAAAAAUACUUUUAUAAUAGUAUGAACUAUGAAAUAAUAACAAAGCGCAUGAUACAAUGCAAAGACGUAUAUGUAUAUUAGUAGCUCACAGAAGAAGUCGAAAUUACUAGGAAGAUUUGUUAAAUAUUGCAUUACAAGCCGUUUCGCCCAUCGAAAAAUUGCAGCAUGAUUGAAGACCCAACAUAAAAAAAAGAUUGUAACAAUAAUAAAAAUUUUUUAUGAAGAAGCUCCGUGUUCUCAAUUUUCAAAACUAUCGAAAGGUCUCUAAGAUACUUCGUACCGUCUUUCUAGGCGGUAUUCAUGGUCAGAUCUUACAAGAUCGUCUUAACAUUAUCUCCAGAUAUUCCGUAACCAAUAAAAUGUUACAUACAACAUAAGAUCUGACUAUGAAUACCGACCUAUGUCGUGCAUAGUAGCAGUUUUCGUUACAGUACCGUAAGAAAAAAGCAACAGAC